AUGGCGCAGCGCGUCAAGAACCACGAGGAGCGGAGCGAGCGCAACCUCGCGCGCAAGCUGACGCCCGCGCAGCGCCGCGAGAAGAAGCGGCGGAAGAUGCUCAACGACCCGAGCGGCGGAGGGACGCCGGUGACGCUCUACCGCAUCCACACGGUGCCGAACAAGCAGAAGCUGUACAAGAUCGACAUCAACGCGCAGCAGAACCACCUCACCGGCGCGCAGCGGCGCUACCGCAAGCUGCUGCUGCACCGCAUCGAUUGGACCGACUUUGGCGCGGCGGACGACGACGACGACGAGGACGACGAGGAGGAGGCGCGGCGGCGCGCACAGUCGGAGGUGUGCCAGGUGGUGUGGGAGGGGCUCGUCGUUAAGCCGCAGUUCAAGAACUUUCGCGUCGAGGCGGCGCGCUCGAGCGAGGGCGCGCGCAAGAUGCUCGCGGAGCGUGGCUGCGCGCACUACUGGGACAUGGCGCGCACCAACGGCGCGGAGGGGGUGCCCGAGGAGGACGAGGACGAGGACGAGGACGAGGACGAGGAGGCGGGCUCGUCGGACGAGGGAGAGGGCGAGGGCGAGGAGGAGCGAGGGGCGGGCGCGGCGGGGAGCGGCGCCGCCGAGGGCGACGCGGCGCGCGACGACAUGGAGACCGAGGGGUAGCUGCUGGCGCGCGGUGGGUUGCCGAUUGCGCAGGGGGAUGCCGCGGACCGCAGGAGUCCUGGGCUCCCACUCCCGUCCCUUUUGCUAUCCCUCUCUCCCGCGCCGCGUGGUUGUCCCCUUUACUUUGCGUUGCAGCCACGUCGUCACGCACACCGGUGACACUUGGGGAAGCUUAUGGUUUAGUGCUUUCAUGAUGCUGUAUGCGCGCGGAUCGCGCGACCGC
This is a messenger RNA of Emiliania huxleyi CCMP1516, 877 nucleotides long. RefSeq lists its product as hypothetical. The transcript is spliced from 5 exons. The record is from RefSeq and is a predicted model, not a curated record. NCBI's taxonomy places the organism in Eukaryota, Haptophyta, Isochrysidales, Noelaerhabdaceae. The coding region runs from base 1 to 654 and encodes 217 amino acids. Gene Ontology annotation, cellular component: U4/U6 x U5 tri-snRNP complex. Gene Ontology annotation, biological process: mRNA splicing, via spliceosome.